AAGAAGGAUAAUAUAUAACUAAUGGAGAUUUGGGGAAGUCAGAGACAAAGGGGGUGCCGGGGUGGUGCCUAAAAAACAAAAAAUAGAAAUGGUUGUCUGAUUUAAGUACCUUAUGAAUCUAACUACCUCAAGUGAUUGAUACGGAAGCGAGUGUUCUUGUGAAAGUUGGAAAAAAAUGGAGAGUUCAUUAGAAGGAAGGUCUUUAGCAGAAACUCCUACAUGGGCUGUUGCUACUGUUACUACUGUCAUGGUUUUUGUUUGUUUAGCUGCCCAGAGAUCUAUUAUUCGAUGCGGAAAGUGGUUGAAGAGGACAAGGAGGAAAGCUCUCUUAACAUCUUUAAUAAAGAUCAAAGAAGAAUUGAUGUUUCUUGGGCUUAUAUCUUUGUUGCUGGUACAAUGGGCAGGGUGGAUAUCUGAGAUAUGCGUUGAUUCAUCUCUUUUCGAUAGUCGGUUUUAUCUUUGCUCAGAAGAAGACUAUGGACUUCAUCAACCUAAACCAAUUCAGCAUUUAAUCCGUGAAGAAGACGCACAUCAUUCAAAUCAUACAGUUGCCAGUAAACAUCCAUCAGAACAUAUUGUUCAUUCAGUACCACCGUCACAUACCUGCGGUAAGGGGCGUGAACCGUUUGUUUCGUACGAAGGUCUCGAGCAACUCCACCGGUUCUUGUUUGUUCUCGGAAUAACACAUGUAGUCUAUAGUGGUGUGGCAAUUGGUUUGGCUAUGUAUAAGAUUUAUAGCUGGAGGAAAUGGGAAAGCCAGGCAUACAUAUUGGCCGUGGAGAUGCAAGCAAAGAGGUACAAAAUAAUGAGGCGGCAGUCUACGUUUAUUUCCCAUCAGACAUCUCAUCCAUGGAGUAGGAGCAGCAUUCUCAUAUGGAUGCUUUGCUUUUUUCGGCAAUUUAAGAGUUCCAUAGAGAAGGCAGACUAUUUUGCAUUACGACUGGGCUUCGUCACUAAUCACAAAUUGCCACUCUCUUACGACUUCCACAAGUAUAUGGUCCGAAGCAUGGAGGACGAGUUUCAUGGAAUUGUGGGUAUCAGUUGGCCUCUUUGGGGUUAUGUCAUACUAUGCAUCUUUGUAAAUAUCCAUGGACUUAACAUCUACUUCUGGCUCUCCUUCAUCCCUGUUAUCCUGGUCAUGUUGGUGGGCACAAAACUGAGACAUGUUGUGUCCCUAUUAGCCCUUGAAAUCGUGGAGGCAACAGGUCCUGCAGGAACGGGGCAAGUAAAACCACGUGACGAUCACUUCUGGUUCAGAAAACCUGAAAUUUUGCUAUGGUUGAUACAGUUUAUCUCCUUUCAGGUUAAUGCCUUUGAAAUGGCGACAUUUCUAUGGUCUCUGUGGGGACUAAAGCAGCGAGAUUGUUUCAUGAAGAACCACGCAAUGGUCACAAUUCGCUUGGUUUCGGGGGUACUUGUUCAGUUUUGGUGCAGCUAUAGCACAGUGCCGCUGAACGUCAUUAUCACGCAGAUGGGUUCCAGGUGUAAAAAAGCCUUAGUAGCUGAAAGUGUAAGAGAAUCACUGCACAGUUGGUGUAAAAGAGCGAAAACUAGACGCGAAUCUGUACAUUCCCGAACAACGCGGUCUGUUUGUUCACUAGACUCAACAAUAGAUGAACGAGACGAAACUAUAACACUUGGUUCCGGCACUCUAUCUCGGUCUAGCUCAAUUGCUUCAUUAGACAACAUCCCUGAAAUAAGCAACGAAAAACACGAAACAGCUUUUGAGAUAACAGAUAACCCAACAUUUGAUGUUUCCUCUCCAAUUCCAGAAUAUUCAUCUCAUUCAGAUGACAGGAGAGAAUCGGAUAAUCUUCCUUUUGGCAAUACAGAUAGCAACAAGAGCGAAAUUGAGUGUAAACCGGAUACUCUUCUUGAAUUGUUUAAGAAGACAUGAACUGUUACGUUCUUUAUUGAGUUAGGAUUUAGGAAUUCAUUCUUUAUAUGUGCAGAACUUUGCUAUGUUCUCAUAACUUUUGCCAAAAAACUAUGGCAACUUUGAAUUGCUUAUAAUAUGAAGUGCGCAUAAUCGUGUUCCAGUUUCGCGAUACAGCUUUUGUUAGCCAAAUGAUUUGCAUACCAUGUAUGGCAUACAAGGAUGAAACAAGUUGGCUUUACAAUAGCAAUUACAUGAACAAAAGAAAUAACACAAUAAUCUCAUCAUUUGCCAAUUAUUUCCAAACAUACAAAUCAAUUCCUUGAAAACUUAAGUUUGAACAAGAAAUCAAAACCAUAAUGAGUAAGUCAUAUAUAUAUGGAGCAUAACUCCUAAUCAUCUUUUGGCGUCCAUGAAAGAACACAAUGAACUUAAACAGAAUUAACCCAUGAGUGCCUCUUCCUGGUGAGUCUCAACAGUGACAUCAGAUUGUGGAUAUGCGACACAUGUUAGAACCCAUCCCUCGUCCAUCUGAUCAUCGUCGAGGUAACUACCAUCGGAUUGAUCUACCUUCCCAGCCACAACUUUACCUGCACAAGAA
Molecule: messenger RNA, 2477 nt
Organism: Papaver somniferum (opium poppy)
Lineage: Eukaryota; Viridiplantae; Streptophyta; Magnoliopsida; Ranunculales; Papaveraceae
Product: MLO-like protein 4
Exons: 15
Coding region: 176-1897 (573 amino acids)
Biological process (GO): defense response
Cellular component (GO): membrane
Source: RefSeq, a predicted model, not a curated record